AUGCCUAUUCUAUUUGAAGAAGUCACUGCACUCAGGCAUAACACCCCCUCUACUUUUAACAGAGUUAAUUCUAUCAGCUUGAAUGACAACCCCCCUCCCUUCAUAUCCCAUCAACCAAAACUUCAGCCAGCACAUCUGUCCCUUGAGCAGGAUCAACCCCUCCUUAAACACUGGUCAGCCUCCACUCCAAAUACAGAUGACUCAUCUGACUCUGACAUCACUUCAUCCAAUAUGUUCUCAGCCCUUUGUCUCUCAUCAUCUUCCCCCCCCAGCAUCACUGCUCUCUCUGAUGAUAGUGAUUCCAAGCUGUCAUCAAAGCCAUCCUGUAAGCAUGUGUGGGAAACCCCUGCUGACAAACUUUCUUUGGAUCUUGCACCUGCUUUGUUAACUUUCAUUAAGCAAUUUCAACAGGCACAGCAGGAUAGGUCAGAGGUCAAGCAUCACCAGCUGGAGUAUGGAUACUGGAGGACUUGCCAGAAGGCCACCACUCUCUUGGCCAGUCAUGAACACCAACUUACUAUGCAACACAAGCUGUUCACACAUGAGGAGACAAUGGCAGCUCAAGAGUUGGAGAAGAUGAAGCUCACUGUCAAGUUGGAGGAACCUCAUGCUCAGAACCUCACCUUGCAAAAAGGUGUAGCUGGCAGUGAGGAUCAAGUCCCUUCAUCUAGCAAUCAAGAUGUUUAUCUGCUUUGA
Messenger RNA from Pisolithus orientalis, 696 nucleotides. RefSeq lists its product as uncharacterized. The transcript has a single exon. Bases 1 to 696 code for a protein of 231 amino acids. Lineage: Eukaryota; Fungi; Basidiomycota; Agaricomycetes; Boletales; Pisolithaceae. The record is from RefSeq and is a predicted model, not a curated record.